Messenger RNA from Perognathus longimembris pacificus (Pacific pocket mouse), 1465 nucleotides. It is a transcript of the gene Phf21b, whose product is annotated as PHD finger protein 21B. The record is from RefSeq and is a predicted model, not a curated record. The coding region runs from base 41 to 1465 and encodes 474 amino acids. The transcript is spliced from 13 exons. NCBI's taxonomy places the organism in Eukaryota, Metazoa, Chordata, Mammalia, Rodentia, Heteromyidae.
CGGGCCAAAGUGAGCGCAAAGUGCUGCCCAAGUUGCCGGGAUGGAGCUGCAGAGCCGGCCCGAGGCGCUCGCCGUGGAACUCGCGCGCCGCCAGAACGGCGACCUCAAGAAGCAGCUCCACGAAAGGCAGCCGCGGAUCGCCGCGCUCGGCGACAAGCAAGCUUUGGGAGCCAUCACUGCAGUGCCUGUCACGGGUCCUCAGGUCAGCUCCUUGCAGAGGUUGGCCGGGCAAGGAGCAGCAGUGCUACCUCAGGUUAGGCCAAAGACUCUGAUUCCAGACAGCCUCCCCGUCACCCCGGGCAGGGACCGGCCACCCAAGCAGCCCCCGACGUUCCAGAAGGCGACUGUGGUGAGCAUCAAGAACCCCAGCCCAGCCCUCCCCACUGCCAACAACACCGUCAGCCAUGUGCCAAUGCCCGGCAGCCAGCCCCAGGCCCUCGCCGAGCCCACCGCCAUCACCUCACCCCUGAGCGGCGCCGGCGUGGCCUACGCCAUCAUCUCCACCUCCCCCAGCAAUGCCGCCGCCAUCACCCCCAGCACCGCCGUGCCCGUGGCCAGCGACAGCAUCAAAGUCCAGCCCCUCCUCAUCAGUGCCGACAGCAAGGUUAUCAUCCUCCAACCUCAAGUGCAGUCUCAGCCUGAGAGUUCAGCGGACCCACGGCCACCCUCAGAGGAGCCAUCUCAGGGAGCUCAGGCCACCAAAAAGAAGAAGGAAGACCGGCCCGCCAGCCAGGAGAACCCGGAGAAAAUCGCCUUCAUGGUGGGGCUAGGCCUGGUCACCACGGAGCACCUGGAAGAAAUCCAGAGCAAGCGCCAGGAGCGCAAGAGGAGGAGCACAGCCAACCCCGCCUACAGCGGCCUCCUGGAGACGGAGAGGAAGCGGCUGGCCUCUGGCUAUCUCAACAACCCUCUGUUCCUCACAGCCCGAGCCAAUGAGGACCCCUGCUGGAAGACUGAGAGCACUCAUGAGGAGCACUGUGCUGCCUGCAAGCGAGGAGCCAACCUUCAGCCUUGUGGCACCUGCUCAGGGGCCUACCACCUCAGCUGCCUGGACCCGCCCCUCCAGACGGCGCCCAAGGGCGUGUGGCUCUGCCCCAAGUGCCAGCAGAAGGCCUUAAAGAGGGACGAGGGCGUGCCCUGGACCGGGAUGCUGGCCAUCGUGCACUCCUACGUCACCCACAAGACAGUCAAAGAGGAGGAGAAGCAGAAGCUGCUGCAGCGAGGCAGCGAGCUGCACAGUGAGCACCAGCAGCUGGAGGAGCGCGACCGGCAGCUGGCCUCGGCAGUGAAGGUGCGCGGACGCGCUCGGAGCCCCGCUGUGCGCGCCCUGGCGGAGGCCAGAGCCAGCCCCACUGCGCAUGCCCCGGCAGUGAUAGAGGUAGUGGUGAUGAUUGUGGUGGUGAUGAUAGUGGUGGUGGUGGUAAUGAAGGUGGUGGUGGAGAUCGUGAGGAUGGCGGUGCUGUGA